Molecule: messenger RNA, 4025 nt
Organism: Spodoptera litura
Lineage: Eukaryota; Metazoa; Arthropoda; Insecta; Lepidoptera; Noctuidae
Product: growth arrest-specific protein 1 homolog
Biological process (GO): regulation of cell cycle
Source: RefSeq, a predicted model, not a curated record
UUCCAAAGAGACAUAAGAGGUAGGAGUGGGGUCGGGAAGGGAAGAAGAUAUGAAGCUGUCAUCUGGCGGUGCGGCGGGGCUCUCGACUCUAAACACAACUCAAUCGGAGGCGCGCGCGUGGCCCGGACGAACGUACCCGCGUACCCGGUCUUUCGUUCGCCAUAAACAAAACGCAAACAAAUACAACAAAGUUAUCGGCGGAAACUAAACAGAAAAUCGGAGUUCAUAAAUAAAACUUUACAAGGAAAAUCAAGAAAAUAGUGAUGGUUUAACGUGACGUUCAUAAAACAGUGAUAUAUUUGUGGGAGAUCGUAAAAGUUUAACAAAAACAGGAGUUCUAAACUUUCCAAUGAACGCGAGCCAUGUGACUACGGCGAGAGCGGCGAAGCAAGAUUUGUGAUGUGGCUAGUGGCGGCGUUGCUGGCCGCGUGCGCAGCGGUCGGUGGCGCGAUGUCGUGCAAUGAGGCACGCACGCGCUGUGCCUACCGCACCGGCUGCGGCGCCGCGCUUGGCAACUACAUGAUGAUGUGCGAAGAUGUGCUCUCUGAGCCCACUGCCUCGUCAACGUGCCCCAGGGAGUGUGGCAACGCUUUAAUUGCGUUGACGUCCACUGAAGAAGGGAAGGAGUUGAUGAAUUGUGAAUGUGAGGACGAGUAUUGCUUGGAGGCGAAGCAGCGCAUUGACAUCUGUAGACCACAGGUGAUGAAGGGAGCAGCCAACGCCACCUCCUCCUGCAGCCUGUCGCAGCUCAUCUGCCUGGCUGAUGCUCAGUGUGCCACUGCCUUGCAAUACUACCACAGACUAUGCCGCUCCAUGUUCAGAGGCAGAAAGUGCUCAAACAAAUGCCUUAACUCCAUAGAAAUCCUAAGAAAACAGGAGAAAGCUGCAGCGCUAACAGCGUGCCAAUGUGACGGCAAUGACUACGACUGCCCGAGAAUGCAGAACAACCUAGCAAGGCUAUGCUACCACAAGAUGAAGAACCACACAAAGAACCACAACAGUCACGGGGAAAAACAGAAAAAACUCCCCGUCGAAGAAGUGCCAGUGGUCAGUGCAGCGAAUUUAGUCCGAAUAUCCGGGCUCAUAGCGUUGAUAUCCGUAUGCAGUAACAGCUUCAUCACGUGAUACCAUCUCAACGGAAAUAACCAAUAGUUUAAAGUGUACAGUAACGGACAUUGUCAUAAGGACACUGCCAUAGAAGAGACUAUUCGAGUGAAGAAUUGUGUAGUGUUUUUAGAUAAACGUAAUAUUGGCUAAGUAGGCGUUAAAUUGAAGUACAAUAACCAUAGGUAGUGUAAAUAAUGUAAAAACAGUAUUAGUUAAGGUAAGGCUAUCGUGAGGGAAUCAAGGGUAAUUAUGUAGAUUGUUGUUUAUAUUUUAACUAUUGUCUUAAUAUGAGAGUGGAUGUGUCGCCGCCCACGGGUUGCGCAGGCGUCGCUAUAAAUACGGCGGCGCCGGUGGUCCGGUGACAAAUGCUGGACCGUUCCCGAUGUAGCGCCGCACGUCGAUUGAUCUAACGAGUGUUCCGGUAACACCAUCAUCCUCACAUAUUUACGUCAAAUAUAUUUUUCUAUCCCUCUCUUUGUCGGUUGGUGUAAGAGGGAUGGUGUGGGUGCAGUCGUGUAAGAGAUGUGUAGGAAUUAGGGAAGUGGCUGGUCUAAUGACAUAGCCGUGGCUAAAUCCGGUGCACGGCACUAAUCGUUCCAAGUGAUGUAGGGCGUCGGUUAACGUUUUACAAAUAUGCGUCAUGGGAUGCCAGAAUUUUUUCUGAACAUCUUUUGAAUCUUUUCUUUGACAUCCGUUUGAAAUGUUUUAUUUUUUAAUAUGUUUGUUGCCUUCGAGAUGAAUGUGUGUUCUUUAUAUUUAGAUUUGUCAUCAAUUAGCGGUGUAAUGUCAGGAAUGAUUGAGUGUGUUGUACUCGUUGUAGCUGCUCGGUUCACAGAGAACUAGCUCAAGUGAUGUAUAUAUUCGGAGUCGUUCCCGUUGCCAGCGAUUCGACUGAGAACAUUUAUGAAAAUUGUUGACUGAAAUUAAACCACUUUAUGGAGGAACUCAGACUAUGUAGUUAAGUUCCGCUUUCCAGUUUUAUAUCAAAAGGAAAUUUACUUGAGAAAGUUUGUAUUUGUUGUUUAACCUGGGUCUCUGAGUUAUCUUGUUGUAUCUUUGCUACCAUUAGAAUCCGGCAAAACAAAUUGUGAGGUUACAUAGUAACAUCUUCAAAUGCUUAUUAUUGAAAUCAGAUACAAUUCACAUUCCAAAGCAUUUUUCGAAAGACAAUUCCUACAUUGCGCGUGAUUGAGAUAUCGUACCGCAAAGGUGGAUUUUUUCGAAGCAUCUCAUUUGAAAUGUUGCGAGCGUACGUUGGGCUCGUAAAGUAGUGGCGACGUAAACGUACGACUACGAAUAUGCGUAGGUCUGUAUUGUGCGUCCGUUUCUUAGUAAUUCAGUACGGUAAUGAAGAGGGCAACCGGUCCACGGAACUGGUACCACGACCACGAGAUCAAAUCAGAAUAACAUGAAUGAAAUACUUUUGUUACGCCUUUGACACAGUAAAUCUGUGAAAUAAUGUUCGUAUGUGUUGCCUUUGUUAUUUUGUUGGUAUCCAUUUGAAUAAGUAUACGAGUUAGAUCUUUGGAUUUCCAUAUUCAUUCACGUUUUUAUCAUCUAGCAACUUAAGUGUUUGAUUUAACUCUUACAAAAAUUCUUUUAGCUCUUGUUUCAUACAUCGAGCCUUAUUUUAUUCUUUGCUCCAUUGUUGAAGUUAUAAACCUCCGUAGUUACACGAUACCCCCUGAAAACUGUGACGUUUAUGCACAGAACCUUGUUCGUUAGGUUCUUGGGCCUGUUAUACAACCACAAAGACAAUAAGUAUUAAAAUCCCAUGCACAUCCUUGGUACUCAUACAACAGUCAGAUACGUAUCUUUAACGACAUGCGCAUACGACAUCUGUACGAUCGAACAUUAAGUGCGCAGUUUGCAUAGAUUACAUGCGAUACAUUUAAGGCAGUUUUGCACUGAAGGACAGGAAUGACGUCAUGACCAUAUAUCUUUUCAUACAAGUGUCAUGUAGUCUUUGUACGUUUUGUAUGCAACGAGCAAGCGACGGUGAACUAAUGUCUCGUCGCCCGAAUCAUGUCUAAUGUUUAAUGCAACAGUUACGCGCAGAAUACCAAUUGAUGUUGUUUUUUACUUUGUGACUUACUAAGUAAAUUGUAUCAUCGACACUUAUAAGUAUUGUUAGUGUAAACGUUUGACACCUCGUAAUAUUUGUUGUUACAAUUUGUGUAAUUUUGAAGUGUAAAUUCGCUCCGUAUGACUCGGCAAUUUUCUUUAUUUGUGGUUUUAAUUUUCAUCUUUACUGUACCAGACUUAUAGCAUCUCCUUAUUGAAAUCAUAUAUUGUUAGACUAUUGCUUUUAUAUCUAAGAAAGAUUAUUCAAAGCUCUUCAAGUUUUCCUUACAUAAACGAAAACCUCUAUUUCAUUCAAUUACUGAAAGAUCACGAACUAAAUUUUAAAGGUAAUUCAUUAGUUAUUAAAUCAAUACAGUAUAGAUUAUACCUCAAUUUAAUUACAUUUAAUGUGUUCAUUAGCUUGAUAUAGAUGUGUGUGUGUGUGUGUGUGUGUGAAUAUCUGUGUGUUAAGUGCGCUCCAUUUUUAUAUCAUUUCGAAUUUUAAAUUCAAAUUAUUUUAGCCAUUGCACGAAUUGUAACUUCUGCAAAUUGCUUACAUUGUAUCGAGUUCAAAAUUUAAGCUUUUUAAUGCAAAUUUUCCAGUUAUUAUAUAGGAUAAGUAGAUCAUUAUGUAGUACUAAAUGUAAGAGAAGUAACUCAUUAACCACAGUUUACCAAAGUGAGAUUAUUAGCCUAGUACAAGAAUUGUAAAUAGCUUUAGUUUUUAAUUUUAGUUUUAAUGUCAUUGAAUUGUUUUAGAAAUAUAGAAAAGUUCGUACAAAGUAUUUUAGGAUAAAAAAGCGAAUAAUUUAUUGAAUUAAUUAGAAUUUUAGCACAAUAAGAAUUGUUGUAUU